AUGCCUCCCAAACGAUCGGCUCGUAUUGAAGCAAAGAAUAAGAGGAAGAUGAAAGAAGUGACGGAGGAACCUUCUUCUGCAGCAGCGUCGCAGCAGAGACUAACGAUGCCCGUGAACUUUUUCCCCGUUCAGCCUCACCUCCAGCAAUUACAUCAGUCGACGUUCUCCUUCAACAGCCAGCAGAAGAAGCAGCGUCCCACCGAACCUGAUAAUCUGGACAAAUUUAUAACGAGGCCCUUCACUACUUUCACUGCCUUAUUAACUGAAGAAGAUGUCCCUGCUCCUCUCAGACGCAUGUAUGAUCAUAUAGAUCAGGUUACCAAAUCACACAGCGGUCAAGUGAGAAACAUGUUGUUAGAUGUUUAUAUGAGACACUAUAAUAGUCUUUCAAGCAUCGCGAACAAUGAAGCAGGGAAAAAAUUGGUAGAGAAAGAGGAAGAAUUAAGGCAGGCGAAGAUGAAAAUAAUGGAAUUGGAAAAGAAGGUAAACCAGUUAACUUACAAUGGUCGAAAGAUGCAAAUCAAAGUUAGGAAUCUCGAAAUGAGGUGUGCAGUGCUGGACGCUCGGCUUUACGCAGUUGCUCAAUCAGAGAAACAACAACAGCAGGAGUCCGUGGAGUCCUCUCAUGUUUAUCCUCAUGUGAUGGAGCCAGUGCCACCACCAAGUGUGGGCACCUGUCAAGCGUGCUACAAGGCAAACACCGCUUCUAUUAUAUGGCCUUGUCGCCAUUUUUGUGUCUGUGCACCAUGUGCUGCUAUUAUCAAUACUUGCCCUGUUUGUCAAACACCCAAGUGUACCGGCUCAUGA
Molecule: messenger RNA, 807 nt
Organism: Solanum dulcamara
Lineage: Eukaryota; Viridiplantae; Streptophyta; Magnoliopsida; Solanales; Solanaceae
Product: kinesin-like protein KIN-7M, chloroplastic
Exons: 4
Coding region: 1-807 (268 amino acids)
Molecular function (GO): ubiquitin-protein transferase activity
Source: RefSeq, a predicted model, not a curated record